GCCUGCCGGCCAGGUGUCCGGUCUCACGGCCGUUGCUCCCCAUGACACUUCUCAAAGCCGAGGAUCGAGCUCCUCCGGCCGGGCCGGCUGUGCCCAUCCCCCUGGGCGACCUGGCCAGCGCGGCUGCCAUGCAGCAUGGCGGCAACUUCACCAUGCCGCUCGGCUCCAUCGAAAAGCAGUGCUUGAUCACCUCGGCCUCGCGCAUCGCCUCCUUCGCGAGCCGGGUGGCGGACGUCGCCCCACCGGGCCCGGGGCCUGGCGACGUGCCCAUGGCCCCGGCCGACAUGCCAGCCGAGGCAACCCUUCGUGCUGAGGCUCUUGCAGCCAUGGUCGGGCUCUACUCCUCGGCCCUGGUGUCGGGGGACACCUCGACCGGGCGUCUGCUCCGGCUGCUGGUCGAUGAUUAUGGCCCCGAGCGCCUCGCGCACAUCCUAUGCCCGAUUGCCGCGCCGAGUGAUGGCCAUGCCCUGAGCCCCGAGGAGGCCGACUUCCAGUUGGAGUCCGUGCGCCUGGUGUAUGCCCUGGUGUAUGCCGCGGCGCCGGCUCUCCUGACGCAGCUGCAGCGCCAGAACAUCAGCUGGUGGUGGCUGCUGGAGCCGGGCAGCCUGGAGGAGGAUCCCGGCCUGGCGACCGGGGGCGAUGCGGCUGCCGGGGCGGCGGAUCUGGCCGCUUGGCUGGCGGAUGCCGGAUCCGGCCGAGCGGCCAGCCCGCGACUGAGCCCGCUGGCCCAGGCGCUGCUCUUCUUCGAUACCGGCCUGGUGGCCCGCGUGGUGGCUCUUUGCGGGCAUUGGUGGCGCCGGCUGGCAGCCGGGCAGGAGGGCCUCACCGAGCCGGGGGCCGAGAUCCUGCUGACGGGGCUGAAAAUUUGGCGGCACUGUUUGAGCGCCCUGCUGCUGUAUCGGUCCGACAUCCUGGCCGGCCGCACGACCGACCAUGCCCCGUGGCUGUUGAGCGAAGACCAGGUGGAUCUGCUCCUGGCGCUGCUGUGCCACCGACAGCACCUCGACCCGGCGGCCCAAAGCGCCGGCAUGUCGCCCACCGAGGUGGCCAUCCUCGGCGAGGCGCUGGCCAUCCUGACCCUGGCGCCGAUGUGCCCGGAGCCGACCAUGCUCAGGAGCAUGGCGCCCGAGCCGGGUGCGGACGAGCGGCCGCCCGCGCGCCUGGGCCGCCGGACGCAGGCUUGGCAGUGCCCGGGGAUCCUGCGCCGAGUGCUCAGUCGCGCGGUGGCCAUCGCCAGCCACCCCUUCUCCGGCUUGGCCGACAGCCUGUCGCACACCCGGCCGGAAGACCUGCCAGGAGACACCUUCCAGACGGCGCCGUUCAGCUCGCUGCAACUGGUGGCCCAUGCGCUGGUGCUCUUGGAAACAUACAUCGCCGUGGGCCAGGACACCGCAUGGCUGAAGAUCGACGACUUCCGCGACAUCCUCGCCUCGCCGCUGGACUUCACGCUGCUUUGCAUGGCACGCGAGCGGCUCUUCAUCGUGGAGACCCUGCUGCUGCAGGAAGUGUGUCGCGUGGUGUCAUUGCGUUUGCUCAUGUGGAUGCUCGACAUGCGACUGUACCCCUUCGACAUGCACCAGGGCCUUUCUCGGCAGCUGGUCAGUUACAUGACCACCUUCCGGCGCAAUGCCGACAUGGCCCGGUCUUCGAAUCUCUCCUGCGUGGCCGAUUCCGGCAACAUCCGGCUGUUGCUGUUUGCGCAUGCGGCGAUCACUUUCCGCUCCAUGUCUCGCUUGGUGGCCGGCACCGACACCGACCGAUCCACCGGUGGGGACAUCCUCCCGGGUGACAUGAGCCCCGACCAUGCCCUCCUGCUUGGGGACUUGGACCCGCCGGUGGGACGCUCGGAUGCCGAGGACGCCCGAGUGGCGCAAAUCGCGGACUUUGACAGCGGCAAGCUGGUCCUCCUGCUGGUGGACCACAUUCGCAUGUGCUACCAAUUUGCCCUGACCGACAUCUCCACGCAGCUGGGAAGCCCCCUUCAUCCGGCCUGCCUGCGCUAUGCCUGCCUCGCCUCCCUUUUCAUGCUGUCCGAGCUCCAGCGCUACCGACUGUCACGGAUUGUGCUCGGGCACCUUAUUCGCCAGACGCCUGCCGGCCCCGCCACCGGCAUCGGGGCCGGCACCGGUGCCAGUACCACUCCCACCGGCGCCGAGGACCGCCUGGCCCCGACCCCGGUCGGUCAACACCUCCUGGCCGGGCUGUAUUACCUGCUCUUCCCGGCGGUGGUGGUCUGCCAUCGGAAUGCCGAGCUGCGCCGGCGCUUUGACGCCGGCGACGAGGCCCUCCACCCGGACCGGUACCACCCCUGGCGCCUGGUUGACUGGCAAAUGGUCACCGCCUGCCUCGAUGUCGUGCGAGUUCUGUCCGGGUCGAGCCUGGUUCUGUGGCUCCUUCGUCGCCAAGUGAGCGCCCUGCCUCUCGGGGCCGCCAUGGCGGACCUGGCUCGGUCGCUGCGCCUGCGCUCGGUGCACUCACUGACUCUUUGGCUGCUCGGCCAGCCGGGCGUGCCGGAACUCACCAAGAUGGUGGCCACCCUGGCCUGCUCCAAUAUCGCGCUCAUGACGCCGUCACAGUCCUUCGAGGCCCUGGCCCAGCAUGACAUCCCGGCCGUGGUCAUCGCCAACAUCAUCCAGGCGCUCAAUGAUCGGGCCGAGGGGCAGGCCGCCAUCACGGGCACCUCGGUCGCCGGGUCGCCUCCCGAGGCCGGGGGCCGGUCCUUGAUGCUGCCGGCCUCGCGGUCGCCGUACCUCAGCCGCCGCCAUGCCGAGCUCCAGACCCGGUCACUGGUCGAGUGCUUUCAGGAGGCCGCCCUUUUCAUGGGGACCUGGUGCUUGCGGAACAUUUGCCAUGGGUCCCGGGGCUUGCAGGCGUCCCCGGGCUCCGGACAGCCAAGUGUCACGGUGCCCACGGCCAAUGUCAACUUUUGGCACUUGACGCAUGGCGGCCCCGGAGGCCAGGCGGCCGCGGCCGGCUCCUCCACGCCCGAAGCCGAGGCUGGACCGGCCCCCUUCAUGGACUUCUCCAUGGAUGCCAUCCUGCAGUACAUUCGAUCUGGCGAGGGGGCGCGACCGGAUCGCCGGACGCGCCUUCGCCGGUUCACCUGGCGCACGGACGGGCCCGGCGACCAAAGCACCCGGGCCGAGGCCGGCAGCCUGCCGGCCGGCCGGCACCAACGGUCGGCCUCGACCCCGGCCGCGCUCGGCGGCCACGGGGACAGCACCACGCCGCCGUCGCCGCCGCCGCCGCCCGUGCCCGGGGCCGUCACCCGGCCCACACGCGGGUCCUUCUAUGGCGAGCUGCUGGCCAUCCUGGCCGCGCGGGUGGACUGGUCGGUGCCCGAUCCCUCGGCCAAGGGAAACAUCCUGACCGCCUGGUGCCCGAGCCUGCCAUGGCAACAGCACCGAGCGUUGGACCAAGCCGCCGGCCGGGGCCCGGAUGCCUUGCCGGCCGACCCGCGCGCGGCCUUGCGCGCCUUCUACCAGCGCGAAAUGCAGGAGUAUGCCGAGCAUCGGACCCCGGCGCCAGGGCCUCGCCCCGGCGCCCCGGACGAUAUGGCCUUCGUCACCCCCGACAUGCUGGCAUCCUACCUGCUGCUGGUGGGGGCCCAUCCCGGCGCGGCCCCCGCCGUCGACCCCUUCGUGCGUGACCCGACCCCGGAAGACUUCCUCCGCCGGGCCGAGGAGUACCACGCGGACAUGGCCAAGGGCGGGGGCGUCCUCGGGGCCGCGGCCGCGGCCGCCCCCCCGCGGCAGCUGCCCUAUGUCCUGGACGAGGAGCCGGGCCCGGCAAGCUGCUUGGAAUUCCUCCGUGCCGAGCUCUUCCCCAGCAUGGCCGCCCGGCUGGAUCUCCUGUCGGGCCGGCUGCUGGCUGACGAUGGCUUCGAGGAGGGCCCCCCGGUCGAACCGCCGGCCGGCCGGCCCACCGUCAGCCUCAAUUUGCUGGAGCGAAUGGUCGGCGAUCCCACCCUGCCGGAGCAGGUUCGUGUCAAUGCGCUGGCCAUUGCCCGCAGCGCCCUGGCCAUGGACGCUUGCAGCGGCGUGUGGAACUUGUCCACGGUCAUCACGCUCCUUGGCGGACCUCGGCGGCUGAUUAACUUGGCCCUCAUCGGUGUGGCUUCCAUGGGGAUUCCCCGCCUGGCCAACGAGGGGCUGUACCUCUUGUCGAACCUGGCCACAGGCCCGGCCGACGUGCAGGCCGCCAUGUUUGAGCCGCUUUUCCCCGGCUGCCGCCUGGCCCCGGUGGAUUAUGUGGUUGCCCACUUGUCUGGGCAAUUUGGCGAAGACUGGCUCCCACUCGAGGCUGCCAGUGCGACCGCGGCCCUGGCAUCGGCGGCGGCGGGGACCGCGCCAGCCGGGCUCGCGCCCGCCACUCCCCCCGGGCAGGGCACCAGCGCCGCCGGCGCGCGGCAGGCGCAGCGACUCCUGCUGAUCACGGCCCACCGGCGGCUGGCACACAUUGUCAACUCGCGGCUGGAUGUUCGCCAGGAGGCCGGCUCACGCAGCCUCAAUGUGGCCGCCCUCAUGACCCUGGACAACCAACUGGCGGCCAUGUGGGUGCUGUACAAUCUGUCCUUCCCCCGGCGGACCCUGGCCGCCGGGGUGGAUGUCGUUGGCGAGUGGGCCGAUCGGUGUGAGGCCCUCCUCGGCCGGGGGGUCGAUCGGCUGAUUCAGUCGCUCUGCCUGCGCCGCGAGGAUCGGGUCUCGGUGCCGGAAACACACUCCACCCUGCACGUGUGGCCGGUGCAGCUGGCCCAGGCCGAGGCCAAUGACCCCGGGGCACCGAAUGCCCGGCGGCCCGGAGCCCAGCCCGAGGACGCGCCCAUGGCCGACAUGGCCGAUGCCCUGGGAGCCGCGCUGCCUGGAGCCGGGGUCCAUGUGCCCUUCGAGGUGGACUUCAUCGACCGGGGGAUGCGCCACCGGAUGGACAUCCCCACCGCCGAUGGCCGCUAUGCCCACUGCCAUCCGCUACAUCGCGAAGAGUUCUUCGCGGUCUACAAGGAUCUCAUUGACAUGGGCCGCAAGGUGCUGGCCAAUUUGAAGACCAAGCGCGAGGAGUGACCCACCGCCGG
Molecule: messenger RNA, 5071 nt
Organism: Fonticula alba
Lineage: Eukaryota; Rotosphaerida; Fonticulaceae
Exons: 13
Coding region: 42-5060 (1672 amino acids)
Source: RefSeq, a predicted model, not a curated record